GGAGCUCGCUCGGUCGCUCUCGCGGUCUGUCUCGGCGGCGGACGGCCUGCGAUCAUCCCCGCCGGGAGGAACUGUGCAGCGGAGAGAUAGAGUGGCCGGCAGCAGCGGCUGUGAGAGGCGAGCCGGAGAGUGAGCGGGAAUUGGAGCAGGAUCGACAUUACCGCGGCGGAGAUGUGCGCGGCGGGGAGGCGCUGGGGCCGGCGGCAGCGAGCUCUGCUCUGGGCCGUCCUGCUGGCGGCGUGGGAGGCGGCGUGGGGGCAGCUGCGCUACUCGGUGCCCGAGGAGAUGCCCAAGGGCUCCUUCGUGGGCGACGUGGCCAACGACCUGGGGCUGCAGCUGCCGGAGCUAAGAGAUCGCGGCGUCCGAGUGGUCUCGGAAGGUAGGACGCAGUAUUUCGCUCUGCACGGGAAGACGGGACAUUUAGUGACGGCGGAGAGGAUCGACAGAGAGCAGCUGUGCCGGCUGGUGGAGAAAUGCGUGCUGCGCUGUGAGCUGAUCGUGGAGGGGGAAAUGCAGGUUUACCGAAUCGAAGUGGAAAUCACGGACAUUAACGACAACGCGCCGAGCUUUCAGGUUGAGCUGGAAAAGAAUGAGAAUGAGCGAGACUGACAGCUCCCGGGGUCGCGGUUUCCCCUGCCAGACGCUCACGACCCGGACUCGGGCCGGAAUUCCCUGCAGCGCUACGAGCUGAGCGGUGACGAGCACUUCUCGCUGGCCGUGCAGGCGGGCCCCGGCGGCGAUCAGCGUCCCGAGCUGGUGCUGGCCAAGGCGCUGGACCGGGAGGAGGCGGCGUUUCACGAGCUGGUGCUGAGGGCGAGCGACGGCGGCGAUCCGGCACGGACGGGCACGGCUCGGAUCCGUGUGACGGUGGUGGACGUGAACGACAACGCGCCCGUGUUCAGCCAGGCGGAGUACACGGUGCGUGUGCCCGAGGACGUGCCCGUGGGCUCUGUCCUCGUCACCGUCACGGCCACGGAUGCCGAUGAGGGAUUGUACGGGCUCGUGAAAUACUCGUUGAAAAAGGUUUCCAACAUGGCAUCGGAUAUCUUCCAUCUGGACUCCGAGACUGGAGCGAUCAGUCUGUUUCGAAGUCUGGACUUCGAGGAAGGAGACUCUUACGAACUGGAGGUGCAGGCACGGGACGGAGGACAGCUUUUUGACACUGCCAAAGUCACGAUCACCGUGACAGACAUAAAUGAUAAUGUGCCAGUGAUUUCUGUGAGGUCAGCGCUGAGUGAGAUUUCUGAGGAUGCCCCGUCAGGGACCGUGGUCGCCCUGUUACACGUGCAGGACCGGGACUCGGGGGCCAACGGUGCCGUGCGCUGCUCGCUUGAAAAGGACGUCCCGUUCCGGCUGGAGAAGUCCUUUGAUGAUUACUACCGCGUGGUGACAGCGAGAGAGCUGGACCGAGAGCAGGUGUCGGAGUACAAGGUGACGGUGCGGGCGGCGGACGGCGGGUCGCCGGCGCUGCAGAGCAGCGCGGUGCUGGCGCUGCGGGUGCUGGACGUGAACGACAACGCGCCGGUGUUCGCGGAGGAGCGCUACAGCGCGCGGCUGGCGGAGAACAACGCGGCGGGCGCGCUGGUGCUGAGGGUGCUUGCGACGGACGCGGACGCGGGGCAGAACGCGCGCGUGCGGUACCGGCUGCGGGAGGGGCGGGUGCGGGGCGCGCCGCUGUCGUCGUACGUGUCGGUGCAGGCGGAGACGGGCGCGCUGUACGCGCUGCGCUCCCUGGACUACGAGCAGGUGCGCGAGCUGCAGCUGUGGGUGGUUGCGGAGGACGGCGGCGCGCCGGCGCUGAGCGGCAACGCGUCGGUGCGGCUGCUGAUCGCGGACGAGAACGACAACGCGCCGCGGGUGCUGUACCCGCCGGCGGGCGCGGGCUCGGGCGGCGCGUGGUCGGGCGUGGAGCUGGCGCCGCGCGGGUCGGAGGCCGGCGCGCUGGUGGCCAAGGUGGUGGCGGUGGACGCGGACGCGGGGCAGAACGCGUGGCUGUCGUACGAGCUGGCCAAGGCCACGGAGCCGGGGCUGUUCCGCGUGGGGCUGCACAGCGGCGAGGUGCGCACGGCGCGCUCGCCGCUGGCCCGCGACGCGGCGCGCCACAGCCUGGUGGUGGUGGUGAAGGACCACGGGCGGCCGGCGCUGUCGGCCACGGCCACGCUCAGCGUGCUGCUGGCCGACAGCGUGGCCGAGCUGCUGGCCGAGCUGGGCGGCGCGGCCGAGGCGGCGGCGCCGGGCGAGCCGGCCGGCGGCCUGACGCGCUGGCUCGUGCUGGCCGUGGCCGCCGUCUCCUGCCUCUUCCUCGCCUUCCUGCUGCUGCUGCUGGCGCUGCGCCUGCGGCGCUGGCGCCGCCGCCGGCUGCUGCCGCCCGCCGCCGCCGCCGCCUUGCGCGGCGUGCCCGUCUCGCACUUCGUGGGCAUCGACGGCGUGCGCGCCUUCCUGCACUCCUACUCGCACGACGUGUCGCUCACGGCCGACUCGCGCAAGAGCCACCUGCGCUUCUCCCGCGACAGCUGCUGCGACACCCUCCCGGCGCGGCCGCUGCCCGACGAGCCCAAGCCGCUGCUCGGCGACGAGGAUUCUGCUGCCGCCCGCCCCUCGGACCCCUCCGCUCCCUCGGGAACUAUCAUCUCAUGAUCAAGUGGACCAGAGAGGAGAUGGCCACAAGCAAAACCUCCCAGCUGCAUGGCGCAGAAGAAGAAGAAGAGAGGGGAGCUGUGUGUGUGAGGCUGGAGAAGAAGUCGGUCAUUCCCUUGCUUGUCAUAUGUCACAGAUAACACAGGCCCGUGCCUGAUGGAGUGCAGUGUGAUUGGAGUUGCUUCUGUGGAGCAAGUGAGCCCUACAAAAUGUUAUUGCAUCUGUUCAUUUCUCUGUGUUCCUGACUCUUGCACUGCUUGUUGUCAUGAGCUCAGCCUGAGCGUGUCUGAUCUUGUGUGGAAGGUCUCCUCUGUCCCGAUUGCCCGAGUGCAGGUGCAGUUCCCACACGCACCUGGGAUGGUUCCAGCUGUAAAGAGGAAGGGUUUCAUAAGCACAGCUGUGCUCACCCAGGAGCACUUUGUCUGUCGUGUAAUAAUGCAGAAACAUCUCUGCUGCGGUCGUCAAAGUGCAGAGCAGCCACCCAGCCCAGCCAAGGUUUCCAUGAACAGAUCAGGGGCCAGGGGGAGAACCUGUGCAGUGUCCCCCACAUCAUCACCUGGAGGAAGAUGCUGGGCAAUCAUCUGGAGGCUGUUAAAUGGCAGAGGAACAGGCUGCACAGCCAUCUCCAAAGAGUUCUUGGCAGUGGCUCCAUGUCCAGCUGGAAAGCAGUAACUUGUGUUGUCCCUCAGGGGUCCUUACUGGGACCAGGACUGUUUAGUACCUCCAUGGACAAUGGGAUCGAGUGCACCCUGAGAACAUUUGCAGCUGCCACCAGUGUGAGUUGAUUCCCCAGAGGGCAGAGAUGCCACCGAGGGCUGGGCUGGAGAAGUGGCCCCGUGCAACCAUCACGGAGGUGAACAGGGCAAAGUGCAAGGUCCUGCACCCGGGGUAGGGCAAUCCCCAGUGUGAACAGAGAGCAGGGGACAGGGAAGCGCUUAGCAGAGAAGUACUUUGGGUUCUGGGUGGGUGACAAGAUGGGCCAUGAGCCGCCCAUGGGCACCUGCUGCUCCGAUUGUGUCCUGCACUGCACAACAAGUUUUGUGCCCGGCGGGUCGAGGGAGAUCCUUCUCCCCUCUAAACGCUUUUUGUGAGACCAUAGACUGCAUGCAGAUCCUGGGCCAGUAUCCCAAAUGGACAUGCUGGAGUCCCCAGAGGGAUCAUGGAAUUGAUCUGAGGGUUGGAACAUCUCUGCUGUGC
Hirundo rustica (Barn swallow) is the source of this 3834-nucleotide messenger RNA. Its product is annotated as protocadherin gamma-A10-like. The record is from RefSeq and is a predicted model, not a curated record. Gene Ontology annotation, biological process: homophilic cell-cell adhesion. Lineage: Eukaryota; Metazoa; Chordata; Aves; Passeriformes; Hirundinidae. Gene Ontology annotation, molecular function: calcium ion binding. Gene Ontology annotation, cellular component: plasma membrane.